AUGGCGGUCUCACAAGUUUGGAGGUAAGAACCAUUUGUAAUAGUAAUAUAGCAGCGAUUUUUGAGGCUCACUUAAACUUGUUUUUGUCCCGUAAAAUGUGAAAUUAUUAAAAGAAGAGAUUUUUGUACAUAAUUUUAUAGUUAAAGUAAGUAUGCGUGUAAUUGGUGUUGUUCGGAAAACAGCAAAUAUUCAAUAUGGCGGCCAUUCGCAUUGAAAGCUUGCAAUUGCGUUAUUGCGCUUCUUGCAGCAUUAUCUGCAACAAAAAAAUAGCUUUUUGCAGGAUGAAGCACUGUUACGAUAAAGAAGCUAUCUCUGCUCACAAGACGCGGAUUUGUAUUCUCCUACAUAAAGCGCUGAACUUAAAUGGCGCCGACAGUGAGUUGUGCUCGUUGAGUUUAGCUCAAAGCUUGAUCUUCAAACAAAAUCGAACCGGCCCCAACCGUGACGAAAGUCUGUUUUCGUUCGAAUAGCGAACUUUAUUAAUUAUGUGUCCGAUUUCGUUUAAUGACCAAAGAUAAGCUGGUUUCAUCUUCCUGAGUUAAAUUUCGUUCAAUGGAAAUUUGCGGAUAUCGGUUUGAUGUGAUCUCGGGGGGUAAAAGUGGCGAAGGGUCAAACGUAUCAGAGAUGUCAAGUACAAAGGUUUAGCGCGACCUGUUUAACGGGAAGCGAGAAGCGUUUUGCUUAAAAUGUUGAAGUUCUAGGCUUUCUAUUGAGUAACUUAACAUUAAGAAGUUUUUAUUAAAUAUGCUCCUUUGCUCCGUGCUGUUAUUCCUUUUACUAUCCACUAUCAGGAACAGAUCCAGACACAAAUACACACGUGAUCACUUUUUGAUCACUUGUGAGCCAAAGAGACGAAGGGAAACUAGGUCGCACAUUCACUUAAAAAAACUGAUUUAAGUUUAAACUUACCUUUCAUUGUGAAAUAUUUGACUGUUUUCAGUGAUACGGUGGAAACUGGUGCGGUGGAGCUGCGCCUGACUAUUCAUCAUAGCCAUGUUAUGUAUAGGUCACUUCAACUGUGUCGAAUAGGUCAAUAAAACGCGGUCAAAUACGUGUGCAUUGUAUUUACUGUUAAUAUUUGAUUCAGCUCAAAUUUGCGUAAACUAGUAGAACAAACUAUAACCAUAGAUCAGCAACCUAGAUAAUGCUACAAAAACCGUAAAAAGCAGAUUAUAUCCAAUGUACCUUUUUAUUAUACAAGUCAGUAAAUCGAACCGAAUUUGCUACUGCUUUGAUAUUUGCUUUACCACGUGGAGAAAGGGAAUUUUCCCUUUCCCAUAAUGCACCAUCGCAAUUUAUCACGAGACUGUAGAAUUUCCUGCAUUGACAGGUUUUCUUUGAUUUAGGCCCAGUUCAAACGUCGAAUUUCACAUGUGCCGAGCUUAAUUCCUGUUUUAGUCGACUAAAAUAGUUAAAUACGGCAUUUGAUUCAAACUUCAAAUUGAACUCUCUGAACUCUGUCGAAUUUAACUCUGCUCGCUGUCAAUAUUCUCAGUGAUAUGAUAAUAAUUUACUAAAAUUUACGCAUUAAAUUCGGCACAUGUGAAAUGCGACGUUUGAAUCAAAAGUCGAAUCUUCGACUGUUUCAGUCCCAGAUACGGCAAACGUCGCAUUUAAUUUAAGCAGUCGAAUUUAAUUGAUUCAAACGUCGCACUUCAUAUGCAUUUAACUCUCGCGUUAAGUUCGGCACAUGUGAAAUCCGACGUUUGAACCGGGCCUUAUAGUAUAGAUAGUAUACUAUAAUCAUGUUUUACGCUAGCGGUAAUAAAUAAACUAUUUUGAAGAGUGUGCUGUUUACUUCAAAAGAAGUCUGGUGCACAGCAGUGGCUAUCGAUUUCAAUUAAGCCUGGUUUGAUAAUCGUCCCAAUAUUGUGUCGAUCGUCUAUGAUCAUCAUGUUUCAGGCGAUAUUUAUAUGGAAACUCCUUUGAUGCAAAACGGGACAAUCCGAACAACGCUUGGCUAUCGCAAUCACCUGGAUAGACCCGAGGCCGUAAAACGGCUGGUUUAGUUAAAUUAAUCUCGGCCUAGCCACACUUUGGGACGUUUAGGGUGAGCCGAUACGACGAUUGUACAUGAACGUACGAAGUCUCAAUUCCCGAGCCAUGCUUGAAUGUUUUAGUCUGUACAUGUAAAAAUAAACAAUUCAUAUUGUAAAUCGCUUUCGUCCCUUUCAUCCAAAGGUGACCUCUUGGCAUCCGCGGCGUUUCUCGGCCCUAACAAAAACGUCAUAAAUACAUCGUUCACAAAAAUACCAGUAAAGCUAGCUCAAGCUCUUUUGGGACUGCGUCAACCGCCGUGCAGAGUAAAACCAGCGAGCUAAAACUCCCUGGAAUCGCUCUGGAACGGCUCUAAACGCCACGGAAACAUAGGUAAUACAAAGAGGAGGAGAACAAAGUCGCAUUUUUAUUUGAAAUUUCCUUUCCGCCAUAAUUUGAUCUAUCAUGUACGAUCGUUACAUUUCCAAACGUAGAAACUCUUCACAUUUUAUACGCUGUUAUGCAAUGUGUCCUAAAGAGCUUGGGGUUACCUCAGUCAGGGUUAGACUGAUACAUUAUGCUCUAAAAUUUGAGGAUUUGAGCAUUAUGCUUUAGCGUCACCCUAAAAACAACAGCAUUAAGCUUAAAAUUAUGCUCGGGAAGUCAGUCACCUGGUCAGUAGCAUUAUGCUUGACUGAUCCUGGUAUAUUUAAUGCCCUUUUCCAUCCCCGCAGACAAAGUCAGAAACACAACAUUGUAUUGCAGGAUUAUACCACUGGCAAGCCUUAACAGGCUAGCAAAAUGCAACGGUGCACCAAGACCGCAUUACAAAGUCGCAUUGAAAGCUAUCAACCAAGCUUUUGAUUACGGUAUGUUAAGUCUGUUAAUCAUGCUAAAAGCACUUGAAAGUAAACAAUUUCGCAGCACAGCAUUAUACUCGAUUUUACUCGACUGUAAAAUUAUGCUCAAAAUUAUCCCAGCAUAAUGUAUCGAUCUAACCCUACCUCAGAGUUAACUGUGGAACCAGUCAUAGCAGUUCGUUAAUAUUCUGCAUGCAGUUUCGCACGUACAACAUGCACGUGACUUUCUCGUGAUAUUUAAUUUGUACACACUGUCAGAAGUUUCCAUAUUUUGCUAGACUACGAAUACGUAGUUCCUCAUUUUCCUUACGGCUUGGAGUGUAUUCCGUUGAUCGUAUUCCGGAAUAACAAUUCGAGGAAAUUUGUGGCAAAUCUCUUCAACCAUAGAUUUCUUAACUGUCAACGCAUGUAUUUCAGACGAAGCCCCGUUUUCAAUGUAUUUAUGGGGAAUGGGGUGUUUUGAUCCUCGAAGGCAAUUAACGAACCCUUUCCGCGCCAGUGGUCUAGCAUUAAACUUAGUUACUUCUACUGAGCUCCUUCUGAUAAUUUUGAAAUUGCUGUGACUAUUCAUCUUCCAGCGGAGAGGCGACUAACUCAUCAUGUGCAUGCGAUGGUGAAGAGUUCUAUCUGCUGGAGGUUAGUUACUGUGUUACAUAAUAAAUCUACCAUUGGCUAUAGACUGCCCAAAUAUAAUCCACGUAUUGUCAUCCAGCUAUUAAUUAAUAUUCAUCGGAACCUCGAAGCCUAUGUAUUUAUUAGCCUGCGUAGCUGGCGGUAUAGUGUAUUAGUCGAGUGAGAUUUGGCGGCGAAGCCUCCCUCCGCCCACCAACCCUUCAUCACUUUAUCUACCUCUUUCUUCCUCCAUCCCCGCUUCAUACCAUACCACCCUCUAAGUCUAAUUCCACUUCCCGCCUUUCCUCCCUCCACUAUUCCUUUUGAUUCUUCAUCCUGUCCAUCCCUUCGAUCAUCUCUUAGUCCAAGCAUCCGUUGAUUCGUUUAUUUAAAAGGUUGACUAGUUAUAGCAAUCGCUAAGUGCCAACAAGUAAAGAUUUUACCUAUACGCGCGUGCUGUUCGAUUUGUUCAGAAAUGUCAUGAAUUACCGUAAUUUACAAGAAUACAGGCUGCCGGUUAGUCGUGUUUCCGUCAUGGAACUCACUCAUGCAUUAUACUUAUAUGCACGUGUUCGCUCGAAAACAGUGCUUUCUCUGUUCUGCUUUACGUCAUAAAAGUUACCUUUUACUACCUUACGUUACAUCGCUUCGAUCAGAUUCAUUCAGCCUUAGAACUUUCGCGCACGGCUUUAUUAUGCUCUCGCCUCGCAGCCUCGCGUCUUCGCGAGGCUGCUCGUUGGCAAUUAAGUCUUACUAAUUGAUCACAAUUGACUGUUUAGUUAGCAGAGCAUCAGGAUCAAGUUGCGGAUGGAGUACAGGGAUUAUGCCCAUUCGCUAAGAUUGGAUGCUCAAAAGCUGAGGUAUUUUCAUUACAGCAGACGUUCAUAGAUGUUCCUUAGAGCCGGUUUUCUUGUGUUUACAACCCUGUACUCUCUUGUUUCAUAUCUUGUGUUUUCUUUGUCUGCAAACGGCAUAAACUCGUCAGUUUCCGUCUAGCUCCCUGACCUUCGAUAUGCCAGUUUUUCUAUAUCAUAUCACAUAAAAAGGGCAUGAAAUAUCGGUGGAGUGACACCAGUCACAGUUAUACAGUUUGUCUGCACCAAACUUAAAUGGGAAAGAAUGCGUGUACUGAGAGGACCGAGCUGGACACGGUCUAUCUCCUAUAGUGUGUUUCUUGUCAAGUGGCUUCUCUUUGCGGCCGUGAGUUUGCAUGCACUAUUAAAAUAGGCUCUCGGUUGAAAGUUGUUUUAAAGCAGCUGCAAGCCAGUUUUUAUGAUAAAAAGUCAUUGUUAACCACAAUUUAAACAAGUGUUUCCCGUUGCCAAAUUGGAUUCAUUCAUACAGCCUAGAAUUGGAACCGGAUAUAGUUAUUUUCCAUUCUUGUAACAGGUCCUCAGGCAUAAUGAGAGGAUAGAACACCUAAAGAAGGCAAAGUCUUACCAUACGAUGUUGAUUCUUCACUUUGCACUCCAUUUGGGUGAACAAAUGAAAUCACUUUUGACAAAUGAGCCCAGCAUGAUGUCUAGGCUGUGUAUCUUCAGAAAUUACGACGACAUUGUUUCCGACAUACUCUCUCAAGUAAGAGCCAAUAUAGCAGCAGACAGGCAUUUUCAAAAAGAGAUACAACAACAGAGCGAACGAAUCGCCUCUUUGGAAAGAAGAGUUAGUACAGGUAUUUUUUCAGAAGCGAUCACAUCUGCUGAUUCUGCUUGCAGCGUAACGAACGAACAGGUGGCAAAUCUUGAGAAAACGACGGCUAAGCACGAGUUGAUCUUAGAAGAAAGAAGACGCACAAUGAAGCAGGCAAAUCGAGAAAUGGGUAAUGCCAGGCGACCGCUUGAUACCAUCCAGGAUACCACCAGGAGGUUAGAACGAAGGAUUGACUCCAUAGAGCACACGCUGGCCCUCAGAAAUGUUGCGCAGGUCAUGAGGAAACGACUGCCUCCUAGUUAUGACGGCCACCUGGUUUGGAAAAUAACAAAAUUUUCCUGGCUGCGAAACAAAGCAGUCAAUGGCCAGCAAAGGUCAUUCCUCAGCCCUUGUUUUUUCACCAGCCCCUGUGGAUACAAGAUGUGCGCCCGCAUAUAUUUAAACGGAGAUGGCAUGGGCCGAGGAACUCACAUCUCUGUGUUCUUUGUGGUCAUGCGCGGUCAGUAUGAUGCGAUUCUCCGCUGGCCAUUCAGGCAGAAGGUCACGUUCAUGUUACUGGAUCAAGAUAACGUAGAACACGUGAUAGACGAGUUCAGACCUGAUCCUAACAGCCCUUCCUUUCAGAGACCAAGAAGGGAGGCAAACAUUGCAAGUGGGUUUCCACUGUUCUGCUCGCUUACUCAACUACGCAGACGCGCCUAUGUGCAUGAAGACACCAUGUUCCUCAGAGUUUUUGUUAGCGACCUGGAAGAUUUUGUCGUACAGGGGCUCUAA
Molecule: messenger RNA, 5873 nt
Organism: Porites lobata
Lineage: Eukaryota; Metazoa; Cnidaria; Anthozoa; Scleractinia; Poritidae
Source: the annotation of a GenBank genome assembly